Molecule: messenger RNA, 1458 nt
Organism: Ruditapes philippinarum (Manila clam)
Lineage: Eukaryota; Metazoa; Mollusca; Bivalvia; Venerida; Veneridae
Exons: 2
Molecular function (GO): catalytic activity
Source: RefSeq, a predicted model, not a curated record
AUGGACUGUAUCAUUAGUGUUCGUGACUUUUCAACCCGCCUUGUUGUAAUAUAUAGACCUCCUCCAUCCAAAACGAAUGGCCUAAGUACUUCAAAAUUCUUGAACAAUGAGUUUCCUGAUUUUCUGUCGAAAUAUGCUGAAACUGACAAAACCACAGUGUUUCUAGGAGAUACAAACUUUCACAUUGAUAAACUUGAUAAUCGUGAUGCGCAGAAUUUCUUAUCCAUCCUGAACACAUUUGGAUUAAAACAGUUAGUCAAUGAACCGACACAUGUAGCUGGACACAUUUUAGAUGUAGUCAUAACAAGAGAAAAUGAAAAUGUAGUAUCUGAUAUUAAAAUAACUGAUCCUGGAUUUAAAACUUCAAACGGAAAAGUAACACGUGACCAUUUUGCUAUCCUAAUGAAAGUUAAUGUUUCGAAACCACCACCUAUUCGUAAAACAGUCACAUACAGAAAAUCUCGUGAUAUAAACAUUGAAGAUUUCAAAGCAGAUAUUAGAUCAUCUGAACUUUUUGGUCCUAAACCAGACAGCAUGGCAGAAGCAGCAGAGAAAUAUCACACUGUCCUUUCAUCUUUGUUAGACAAACAUGCACCUGAGAAAACAAAAACAAUUGUUCUCAGACCCCAAUGCCCGUGGUUCAAUCAAGAAAUACAUGAGGAGAAACACAUUAAACAACUAGCUCAAGAUUUUAGUGAUUUCUUUGAAAACAAAAUUGAAAAAAUCAGAUCUGACAUAGCAUCUAAAAAUGAAUGUAAUAUAACAAAUGAAUCUAAUUCAACUCAAAUACAAAAGCCUAAAGAAACAUUCAGUGAAUUUGAAGUUAUUACAGAAGAGCAAGUUCUUAAGCUCAUAUCAAAGUCAUCUACUAAAUCAUGUGAACUAGAUCCGAUACCGACUUGGCUCCUAAAAGAAUGCAAACUUGAAGUAUCACCAUAUCUAACGCACAUGUUCAACUUAUCAUUUUACACCGCCGACGUACCUCCACGCAAUAAGACUUCGAUAAUCAGACCACUAUUAAAGAAAGACAAUUUGGAUCAAGAAAUUAUGAAAAACUUUAGACCAGUUGCUAAUGAAACAUAUGACUCAAAACUUCUAGAAUCUGCGGCUGACUGUCAGUUUGAUAUGUUUCUCAACACUAACAAUCUACAUGAACCAAAUCAAUCUGCAUACAGGAAAUUUCAUUCCACAGAAACUGCACUUAUCAAAGUGCAAAAUGACAUUCUCCAAUCUCUUGACAAAGGUGAAGUUACAAUAUUAGUAAUGCUCGAUUUAUCUGCUGCCUUUGACACGAUUGACCACAACACUCUUCUUAAUCGACUCGAAUGUGACUUUGGUUUUACUGGAAAAGUGCUCGCUUGGUGUAGAUCUUAUCUCAGUGGUCGCUAUCAGACUGUUUGUAUUGAUGGAGAACUAUCUGACCCUGUGCAUAUGACAUACAGUGUCCCUCAGGGCUCU